GGGCGCACGGCGCGGAGCGCGCGGCGGCUGCACGCAGGGUCAAAGGCCGCGCUGUCGCCCUGGCGACGGUUUCCCGGCGCCGUGCCGCCGCCCGCUGAGCCUUCUUCGCCAGCACCACGGGGCCACGAAGCGGAGGCCAUGUCGGCCGCCCAGUCCUUCUCUGUGGGCGCGUCCUUCUCUGUGGUCGAAGGAGUGCCUGAGACUGAGAAGAACGCUGGGGAGUCCGAGAAUACCUAUAUUCUGCGGCCCGUGUUCCAGCAAAGGUUCAGGCCAUCUGCGGUUAAAGACUGUAUCCAUGCUGUGCUCAAGGAGGAACUGGCAAAUGCGGAAUACUCUCCAGAAGAAAUGCCUCAGCUCACAAAACGUUUAUCAGAAAACAUUAAAGAUAAAUUAAAAGAAAUGGGAUUUGACCGAUAUAAAAUGGUGGUGCAAGUAGUGAUUGGAGAACAAAGAGGGGAAGGUGUAUUCAUGGCUGCUCGCUGUUUCUGGGAUGCUGACACCGACAACUGUACUCACGAUGUUUUCAUGAACAGCUUAAAGUACUUUAUUUAGAAGAUUCCAGGAAAAGACCAGUAGAAGAUGAGGAAAUGAGAGAGGGGAUAGAAAAGCAUAUACUACUGAGCUGAUAAUUGCUGUGGAUAACCAGGGCUGAAGCCUGAUGGAGAACUCUGGGUGGUACUGGGGUCCGCAGACCAGUGCCAGUCUAUGAACUGUUUGUUAUACGUCCUCAACAAGAUAAGUACAUAAAUUAUGUGUAAGGGUUUAGAAACUCUCAUGGAAUUGACAAAGUAAUUUUAUGUUCAUUGAAUCUAAUAAUUUUAGGUUAUAUUUGUAUGUUUCUUUUUUCAUUUCAUCUUAGUUAUUAAUUUUUAUUGUAUUUUAUGAAAGUAUAAGUUCAUAAAGGAUUGGAAAUUUUAAAAAUUAGGUCCCUCACCACAGAUAGCACUGUUUUAGAACACAGCUCACAAUAAUCCCACCCAAGGAGCCAAGGAACUGGGCUAACCAAAGAAUUUGCUUUUGGUUAAUAACCAGAUAACUUGAACUCAUAUUUUUUCCCAUCAUUGCCAGGCUGGAGGUGAGGUUGGCGGGUUAGGAGUUGCUGAGGCAGGUGGAACUCCUGUAAUAAGUACCCAAAAACAUGAUUUGACAAAUUUAACUUGGAUCUGGAGCACAUUUUGAGAUUCUGAGUUAUAAGAUGGACAAAUGAAUUUUAUCAAUUAAGAACAAACAACCAGACAUCAUUUAUUCUCAUCCAGAAUUUAUGACAAGGUGCUGUUAUUUUCAUUAUCUGUGAUAGUAUAAUAUCCUUGGGUUGGGUAAUGCAUUUACUCCAAGAAACUCAAAGCAUUUUAGUUAUUAUUUCUUUGAUAAAUCAGGAAUAAUGGGAAUACUUUUUUUUUAAAUUUAUUUUAUUUUUUUUGGGGGGGGUACAUCAGGUUCAAUCAUCUGUUUUUAUACACAUAUCCCCAUAUUCCCUCCCUUCCUUGACUCCCCCCAAGGAAUACUUAUUUUUUGAAUAAAUAUUACAUAAAGUAUAUUUUGCAUUUUAUUUCUUUAUUCAGAAAACUUAAUUCUUUACCCAUCCUACCCUUUUAGCAAGCAACUUUGCAACUAUCCUGAGGCAUGCAAAUUUAUAGCCAUCCUCUGGAAAACCUGUUUCUUGAAGGAGGGAAAGAGUCUUCAUGAUUGAAAAUUGGCAAAGAUCUGAGAUGAUGUUAAUUUCAUGUCUGUGCUGCCCUUAGUCCUUCAUUAGUACUAACAUUCUGGAUUUGUGUGUUUGUUUUCUGUUUUAU
This is a messenger RNA of Hippopotamus amphibius kiboko, 1793 nucleotides long. RefSeq names its product dynein light chain Tctex-type 2B (gene DYNLT2B). Gene Ontology annotation, cellular component: cytoplasmic dynein complex; cytoplasm. NCBI's taxonomy places the organism in Eukaryota, Metazoa, Chordata, Mammalia, Artiodactyla, Hippopotamidae. Gene Ontology annotation, molecular function: dynein intermediate chain binding. Gene Ontology annotation, biological process: microtubule-based movement. Bases 139 to 552 code for a protein of 137 amino acids. The record is from RefSeq and is a predicted model, not a curated record. The transcript is spliced from 5 exons.